AUGUGUCACAUAACCCACCACAAAUUCAAAGCCUGUCCCUGCCACAAAACAAGCACCAAGCCCUGCGAUACCUACAUCACUGCAAUCGACGAAUUUGAAUCAGGACACCACAGUUACCUACAUUUUCAUCGCUCAGCUUCGCGACGCCAUCAUUUACUCGGCGAUGGAGAAGAUGUUGGGAAGAAGAAAGCUAAUAAACCUGAAAUGAGAGAUUGUCCGCUUUUUCAUGAGGAAGAUUCAGAGGAUCCAGAGGAGAUUGAUGGGACUUGCGAGAUGGUACCCUGGGGAUGUCCGUAUAAUGAUGUGCGGAAGAAGGAGGAGGGAGGGAAGAGGGUCUGGGAGAGUCCGGAGGAGAUGUGGGUGCUGAAUUUGAGGGGGAGGAGUGGGGUUUGGUAG
Messenger RNA from Glarea lozoyensis ATCC 20868, 396 nucleotides. RefSeq lists its product as uncharacterized. The transcript has a single exon. The record is from RefSeq and is a predicted model, not a curated record. Lineage: Eukaryota; Fungi; Ascomycota; Leotiomycetes; Helotiales; Helotiaceae. Bases 1 to 396 code for a protein of 131 amino acids.